Rhodotorula graminis WP1 is the source of this 2309-nucleotide messenger RNA. RefSeq lists its product as uncharacterized. The record is from RefSeq and is a predicted model, not a curated record. Bases 1 to 2250 code for a protein of 749 amino acids. Gene Ontology annotation, cellular component: nucleus; mitochondrion. NCBI's taxonomy places the organism in Eukaryota, Fungi, Basidiomycota, Microbotryomycetes, Sporidiobolales, Sporidiobolaceae. Gene Ontology annotation, molecular function: single-stranded DNA 5'-3' DNA exonuclease activity. Gene Ontology annotation, biological process: interstrand cross-link repair. The transcript is spliced from 4 exons.
AUGGGCUCUCCAGCCGCAUCCGACUACGGGUCAGAGCUCGAUUACGCCCACGCCGACCUCGAGGCGCAGCUCCAGGCCGCAGAGCGUCCGCCAUCGCCGUCAUCAGCCCCAAGAGUUGAGCGAGCCUCUCUCGUCCACAUCGCCCUCGAAGAGCCGCACGGCGAGGUCCAGUUGGCUCAACAGCAUGGUGUCCUACCUGUCGAGGACGCGCUGCUCGUCCAGGCGCAGGCGCGGGAGAGCUUGUGGGACCGCUUCCGCAAGUCGCGAGGGUGGGGCGCACUGAGCGUGUCGGACCUCACCGGGCCCUCGUGGUGCGAGUGGCAGCACUCGUACCGGCUCCUCACCAAGCCGCACCUCCCGCCGCUCGCCCGCCCGGCCACCAUCACGACCCCGGCCGGCGCCACCAUCGCCGUCGACACGGCGCGCACCGUGCGGCGCGAGGGCGUCCUCGACCGUGGCAGGGCCGUGCACGCCAAGAUCGAGCGCGAGGUCAUGGGCCCCGUCGAGGAGGUCAAGGUCGACGUGCAGGGCAAGGAGGAGUGGUGGGCCCUGCGCAUCCUCAACACGGCGGCAUGCCUCGAGACGCUUCUCGAGACGGGACGAGUUCGCGAGGUCCCUGUCGUCGGCUGGGUCGGCGAGUUCCUCGUCUUCGGUGUCUGCGACGAGAUCGAGCGGCGCGAGAUCCCGCCACCGCCCUCCCCUCCUGCGCCGACCAAGCGCGACCUCGUCGACCCGUCAACCGCUCCACGACCUUCGACGCCAACGACGCCCAAGAAGGACCAGCAGUCGACGCUCAAGCACUUCUUCGCGCCUGUCGAGUCGCCGUCGAGACGCGCCAAGGCCAAGGAGUGCCAGGACGGUGUCGUCGACCUCACGAGCGAGGAGGGCGAGGUCGAUCCGCCGGCGGGACCGAGAUGGCGCUUUGUCCUGAGCGACACCAAGACUCGGUUCAACCGCUCGAUCCCGCCCGAGGCCGAGUCGCGCGCAGCCCGACUGCAGCUCAUGCUGUACCGCCGCCUCCUCCUCUCCUUCCUCCCUCCCUCACCCUCAUCCUCGUCCUCAUCGAGUCCGCCACCCUUCUCCUGGGCCCGCCUCUACGCCCACCACGCCCUCGACCCCUCGAAACCCUUGUCGCCCGCCUUCCUCGCGUCGAUCGCGCCCCUCGUCGUCGGCACCCCCACUUUCGCCGGCGCGGCGUCGCUCGACGACUUUGUCGCCGUCCUCGGCCGGUACGGCGAGCUGCUCGGCGGCCCCGGGUGGCUCGCCGACGAGAUGGACAUCUCGUACCGGUUGCGCGGGGACGACGAGGGCGAGCGAGGCGGCGGGACGAGGAAGAAGUGGAAGGGGCGACGAGGCGCCAAGAAGCGCGAGAGGGAGGGCGGCGGCGAAAGCGGGAGCAAACGCAGGGAGGAGGAGGUGGUCGUCGUCGAGCAGGAUUUGGGGCGGGCGGCGAGGGAGGCGGACGAGGAGGAGGACUUGCGGCGGGCGAUCGAGCUCAGCCUGCAGGACGUCGGCGGCUCUCCCUCGGUCGAGGACGAGACGCCGGGCGGGACCGUCGGCGACGCGCGGCCGCCAGACGAUGGCGCCGUCGCCGACGAGGCCGACGGUGGCGACUCGCAACUCGACGACUCGCAACAACCCUUUCUCGCCAACCCAUCCCUUCCUCUUCCUCUCCCAACACCUCGCACAUCUUCCUCCCUCGGCGCCGACAGCGCCGACGAAGCCUCGACGUCGCCGUUGUUCGGCCUCGCCGACGCGUUCGCGCUCCCGCUCAACUCGCAGGCCGACCCGCCCGCCGCGCCGGCCCCGGCAGGGCGGUACAACCUUCGGCGCCGUCCCGCUACGGCGCCGUCGUCCACGUUGGCGCCCGAGCCCACGAGCGAGGCUGCGCCGCCCUUGCCCGCCGCGCUCGGACCUCUUCCGCCCUCGCCACCUCCUGCCGCUUCUCCUACCCGGCGUCCCGCACCUGCACCCGAGCCCGAGCCCGAGCCACUCGACCCGUCUUUCAUCGGCACGACCACCUUUCGCAACUCGCCCGUCGAGCUCAAGGCAUGGCUCGCAAGCGUCCUCUCGUACUGGCGCAGCGAGCGAGUCCCGAUCGGCGUCUCGCCGAGCGAGACCAACCGGUGCCGGACGUGCGAGUUUGAGGACGGGUGCGAGUGGAGGGCCGAAAAGGCGAGGGAGGCGGCCGACAAGGCGAGGCGGAGGAGGGAGGAGAAGGAGGCGAGCAGGACGAGGAGCGGGGUGUGAGCGCGAGGGGUGUGUCGCUCUCUCUGUUCGGCUUGUUGUCGUAUCGAUGUCACGCUCUC